UUAGAAGACUGACCAGUAGAAGUAAGUCAGGGGGGAUAUCCUUGAGCAACGCGGUAGUAGCAGUUUCUGUUUGUCGGUGUGUCAGUGUGAAGAGAAUUGUUUCGCACCACUUUGUGGUCAUGGUGCGUGUAAGUUGUUUGGCCUAGUGCUAGCUAUCGAAGUUAUUAAAUGGUGAUAAUUAUACACAACAACGGCUGUGUUAUGGAACUGGAUAAAAUGGACGAGGACGACUGGAAAUAUCACGGAGAAGGGAACAAGAGCCUUGUGGUUUCUCACAGCCAGCAUUCCCAUGUUCUCCGUCUUCUGAAGUAUCCUGCAGGGAACGCCGAGCACCCCCCUCAGACAACAGAGCAAGCCUUCCGGGACAUCCAGAACAUUGUUGACUUCAAUAAAAAUAUCAUGAAGCCACUCCUGGGAGAGCGAUACGUCCACCAUGGAGAGGCCGUCAAACUACCUUUGGACUUUGUGAGGCAACUGUCUUUGAAGGUGCAACCAGAACGUCCAGAGUCCCGCUGUGACAAAGUCAUGGACACCUUCAGCGGAUGCGCCUUGUGCCUCCCUAACCUAACUCAGAUGCCCUCCUGUCACAUUAGUCAACACAGACCUCCCCUCUGUAUAGAAAUAAAGCCAAAGUGCGGGUUCCUUCCCUUUUCUCGGCACGUCUCGAAGGAAAUAAAACACAAGGUGUGCCGCUUCUGUAUGCAUCAACACUUUAAGCUAGCCAAUGGGGAGUGGAAAAGGAUGAGCAGAUACUGUCCCCUGGAUCUCUUCUCAGGGAACAAACAAAGAAUGUGCUUUGCAAUUAAACACUUGUUACAGGAGCCACAAAACAACUUCAAAAUAUUUAAGAACGGAGAGUUGAUAUACAGCUGUAAGGAGGACGUGGACCUGAACGGGCUGGCCCAGCACCUCAAGCCCUACUUCCACCCCGGCAACGGGCUGAUGAACGGGCACCAGCCCGGCAAGGCGGCAAUGAACGAGCUGAUCCAGGUCAUCUGCAGCGCCCUGCUGAGCAGCGGGGACUCCAACCGGGCCGGGGAGCCCCGCAAGGGCCUGCCGCUGGAGGGCCGGGGCCACUGCGAGGCCAACGGCCUGUACCGGGACAUGUUGCGCAACGGUAACCACUACCUGCCCAAAGACUGUGUUUUGUCUAAAAUACUCCAAGUUCAGAUGCUCGACAGCCUGGACAUCGAAGGCCUUUAUCCUCUGUACAAACGGGUGGAGCAGUACCUCGAGGAAUUCCCUAAAGAGAGGGGCAGACUGCAGAUCGACGGUCCGUACAACGAGAAUUUCCUGGAGAAGAUCCAGAACUGCCCGUCUGAAGACGACGGCUCCAUUGACUACGCCAUUGGAAAGGUCCACCAGUACAGAGUGGCCAUGACUGCCAAAGACUGCUCAGUGAUGAUCACGCUGGCGCCUUGUGAGGAGGACGAGCUGCUGGAGCCUAACCUGGAGACUCAGCCCUCCAAGCGCAGGUUCACCUACUCCGUGUCCAUCCUGGACCUGGACCCCAAACCGUACGAGAACAUCCUCCAGCAGCACAAGCGCGACGCCAAAAUCGUCAACUACUACCUGCGGUCCCAGCAAGAGGCCGCAGUGGCCGGCCUGUACCUGGAGAGGGAGCAGGAGGACUGCACGCUGAUGUUCCACCCCGUCUGAAGCACUGACGCAGAGACGGAGUCCGCAGAACAUUUUAACUCUUCAUCUGCCUCCCCUCCCCUCCCCUUCCCCUUUUUUUUGUUUUGUUUUGUUUUGUUUGGUUUGCCAUGCUCUCCAGAGGGUGAAUGUGGGUGAGACUUGGACGUUAGCGGUAGGUGUGCAUAUCCUGGCAGGGGGCUGGUCUCCCUGGAGCGUGAGUGAGGUGCCUCGGUGUGUUUGGAGAGAUGGAGGAGCGGGCUGGGCGGGGCGGGGCUAAAUCGUUCACAUUCACACUUCGUUUUGGGUCAAUACGCCGUGGUGCUAGACACACAUUGCUGUGUGGGGGUGUAACCGUGCCAAAAAGGCCUGUGGGGUUGUUUUAUUGGAAAGCGUUUUUGCUAAGAGGCAACGUUUGAGAAGCUGGGAGGGGAGAGGAGAGGAGAGGAUAGGAAGCCCACAGGUGGUGUUCCCGCCAUCUUUGAGUUUGGAGGAUUAAAAGGCACAAAGGUGUAGGAGCCUCAAUUGUCAUCCACCUUUUGUUUCACUUAGGUCACUCUCUCUCUCGGAAGGCUUUUCCUCUUCUGCAAACCGAGAAAAGCUGCAUAUUAACAGUGGAAGGAGUACGUUCCGUGUACGCGUGUAAGGGCGUGUACGCUCUUCCUCAUCUGUUCGGGAUACCGUUAGAUGAUGAUGAUGAUGAUGAUGAUGCCACAGCAGAUCAGCAGGCAGGGAGAAACCUCUGCUGAUCAGCCUGAAGAAGAGGCGGGGAAAUCGCUAGCUAACCUUGACACUUUGGGUGGGAGUCACUAAGGGUAUAGGCAACUAAUAUUUGAUCAGCCAGUCUGGGUCCGGUUCCAGCCGGUGCGUUGUGGAAAGGAUAUAGUGGAACGCUGUGAUAUUCCCGUCUCCGUGGCAACCGUACGCAACUGCCAUACGGAGCGAGGAACGUGGACAGAACACUGGUUAUUUUUGAAUUCUCAACUGACAGAAUUGUUCCAUACCUAAAAUCAGUAUUAAUUAAAUUGCUAUUAAUAUCCAUAAUUCCGUUUCUUUUGAGCAGGAGGCCGCAGCGGGGAUAGGAUGGAGUGGAGAGGCCAAGCUGCUGGCUUUUCAUAACCUGUAAUAUUUCAGACGGGAAAGUAAUAGAUUGGAAAGAAUCUGACCCAAUUACACAUCAUGUCCGAUUUAAGUUUGGCAACUGGAUUUUCAGAACCGUUCAAAAGGAGCUCAGAAUUUCCUAUUGGAACCACAUUUCAGCCAUUUCAGAAUUGAUUGCCGAUCCUUUAUCUGGAAGCGCAGUUUACAAACUGCCAGCAGGAUGGCUUUUGUCUGGAAAAGGAACUAACCAAACGCAUGUCACAGGAAAAGUAGUGAGAUGAUAUAAAAUUGGUAUGAUUAUUAUUUUUAUUUUUUCUUAAACCGUAAGGCAUCACCUUGAUUUUAGGUCAAAUGGAUCUAAACUUUUAUUCUAACGUGUGAAACAAGGUGACGGUACAUUACGGAGGAAAUUCAGUUUAAAAACAACGCCAUCUGCCAUUCAGUCAACAAACUGAAUUAAAGCUGCACUCUGAAAAAGAGAUGAAUGUCAUUUUGCACCAAAGAAUGAGUUUUUGGAUUUGCAGUAUAAACCAUUGAGGGUUUUGUUCAACCUUUGUUGCAAAUAGGCCCAAGUUAAAUAAAUUCUUUUUUCUGCAUUUCCAAACGGAAAAAUAAUAAACCCACUUGAACAAGUAAAAAAACAAAUGUUGCUCUGAGGACAAAUUUAAUAGAAUAAAUGUUCACACCCUAAAGUUCAGAGAAAUAUACUGUAUUUUUAUGCGGAACUGUGAAGAGAAGUGCUACCACUUAUCUGUGAAUAACCUGUGUAAAGAAUUGAUAUAACACUUUCCUUAAAAAAAACAUCACACUGUGAUACAGGAGUAAAACAAACUAAGUGUAUAGAUAUAACCAUCUCAAAAGUGGAAUUUUGCCUUUGGGCAUUUUGUAUUUAAAUUAUUUAUUUUUCUAGGCCUGGACUAAUUAUACAUAUUUACAUGCGGUAUAUGUAUACGUGGCUGAGAGAACGUGUACAGACGGCAUUAACAGAUGUUUCUUAACGGGGAUUGUACAGGAGGUGUUUAUAUUGAAUAAAUGACGUAGAGACGCA
Messenger RNA from Conger conger (European conger), 3784 nucleotides. RefSeq names its product inositol 1,3,4,5,6-pentakisphosphate 2-kinase (gene ippk). The record is from RefSeq and is a predicted model, not a curated record. Bases 169 to 1659 code for a protein of 496 amino acids. Lineage: Eukaryota; Metazoa; Chordata; Actinopteri; Anguilliformes; Congridae. Gene Ontology annotation, biological process: inositol phosphate biosynthetic process. Gene Ontology annotation, cellular component: nucleus. The transcript has 13 exons. Gene Ontology annotation, molecular function: ATP binding; inositol-1,3,4,5,6-pentakisphosphate 2-kinase activity.